Molecule: messenger RNA, 802 nt
Organism: Peromyscus maniculatus bairdii (prairie deer mouse)
Lineage: Eukaryota; Metazoa; Chordata; Mammalia; Rodentia; Cricetidae
Gene: Trappc6a
Product: trafficking protein particle complex subunit 6A
Biological process (GO): regulation of GTPase activity; endoplasmic reticulum to Golgi vesicle-mediated transport
Cellular component (GO): cis-Golgi network; TRAPP complex; trans-Golgi network
Source: RefSeq, a predicted model, not a curated record
CCCCCUGAGCGGACCAAUGGGAGCCGGAAGCGUCGUCCCGGGGCGCGGGGCGCGAGGAGGCGCAUGGCGGACGCGGUGCUGUUCGAGUUUCUGCACACCGAGAUGGUGGCGGAGCUGUGGGCCCCGGACCCAGGCCCUGGCUCGGGGGGAAAGAAGAAGAGCCUGUCGGUCCUGGAGGGCCUGGGCUUCCGCGUGGGCCAGGCUCUGGGCGAGAGGCUGCCCCGCGAGACGCUGGCCUUUAGAGAGGAGCUGGACGCUCUCAAGUUCCUGUGCAAAGACCUGUGGGCUGCCACGUUCCAAAAGCACAUGGACGGACUCCGCACCAACCACCAGGGGACCUACGUGCUGCAGGACAACAGCUUCCCCCUCCUCGUCACCAUGGGCUCGGGGUCACAGUAUCUGGAGGAAGCUCCCAAGUUCCUGGCCUUCACCUGCGGCCUUCUGUGCGGCGCCCUCCAUACGCUGGGCUUCCAGAGCCUGGUCACCGCCUCUGUGGCUGCCCUGCCCGCCUGUAAGUUCCAGGUGGUGAUCCAGAAGUCCUGAGGACCCCAGGCCUGCCCUGCCUGACCCCAGCCUCAGGAGACUGGUACCUUGGCCCCGUCCAGCUGGUCACCUUUGCAGGUGGCUUUGAAGCUGGAGUUCACAGGCUCUGAGGUGAUCGCGUGCUUCAGAUGAGGGAAUGGAAGGAACUGGAGGGUCCCAGGAGGCAAAACCAUCCAGUGACUCCAGGAUGGGCAUGGAGGGACAUUAAGGCCUCUGUCACCCGGAUGGCGAGUGCUCAAUAAAGUUCUUUACAUGGGAA